GUUUAUAUGGCAAAGACGGGCUGCGUUCAUCUUCAGUUCGUCCACAUCGGUCAGCACGAUCGGAAUUUUCAAUUGCAAAAUUUGUCAAAAAAAGAACAACAGCUAAACAAAAAAGUUACUGGCGUUUCUUGUGUCAAUUUUUAAAUUAUUCGUUGCAAAAUGGCGCGUGCAGUUCUAUGCAUGCUCGUCGCUUGCAUUUGGUUGCAAUGCGCAUACUCUGCUAAGUUCGAUGCAGAGAAUCGACGAUUGAUUGUCGAUAUUAACGAUAAAAAGACAACGAAUCAACAAUACUAUUCCUCAAACUUUGACACAAGAAGCGGUAAAUAUAACGGAAAUAGCGGACGCUAUACCGAUGUUCCUAAUGGCAGAUACUAUCAUGAUGAUUCUGGUAAAUAUGUUCACGUUGAAGGCCCAACCGGUCCUCCAGCUCCCCCAUAUGUGCACGUAGUUGGACCCGAAGGCGGUUAUGGAGGUGAGGGCGGCAAUGGAAACGGCGGCGGUACCGGACCUAACGGCCCUGGAGGCCCCAAUGGACCCGGCGGACCAGGCGGCCCAAAGGGACCCAAAGGACCACCCGGCCCUCCCGGACCACCAGGACCACCCGGACCUCCCGGACCCGAUCGUGGCGGACCUAAAGGACCUAAGGGCCCACCAGGACCUCCCGGACCACCUGGCCCAGACCGUCCAGGACCUAAAGGACCUCCCGGACCACCCGGACCCGAUCGCCCAGGACCCAAGGGACCUCCUGGCCCACCCGGACCCGAUCGUCCCGGACCACCAGGACACGGUGGACAUGCUGACCUGAGCCCACCUGCACCUGGUCCAUUCAGCCCAAAGGAUCCCAGACAUUCGGACAAGGAAACUCCUGGCUAUUUGCCACCAGAUCAACCGGGUAAAAACGCACAAAAGCCCCCAUCUUCCUCACACGUCAUUCAGCCGAAUACUACACCAACUUUUAAGCCAAAUUAUGUUCAUAACGAUAAUUCAGUGCAUAAGUUUGAAAAGCCAACCACUAAGUCGCCACUAACCUAUAUUCCUCCUUCUUUCCCAAAUACCGCUCCUCCCCGUCAUGUUCCUGUGUAUCCCCAACCUCAACCAAUACAGCCAAAGGUCCCGGCUAUCACUAUUAAUACGGAACGACCAAGCCGUACAACACCAGUAAUUACGGGUAAUUUUGAUUUCCAUAAGACUGUACCACCACAACCUACAGUUGUAGUACAACCCAGACCACAACCUACACAACCCGAACGUCCUAUUAUUACAUUCAACACACCCAAACCGACUCCCAGAACACCAUCGACUGCUAUACCAGUCUACAAACCAUCGACUCCACGUCCAUUCCAGACGCCGUCGACAUUCAAACCCAUAUACGUACCCGAAACGAUCACGAACUCUGCACCUCAUUACGUACAGCCAAAACCGCAGCCACAGCCACAACCACGACCACAGCCACAACAAAAACCACAACAACCACAACCACGACCACAGCCACAACAAAAACCACAACAACCACAACAACGACCACAAGCACACCCACAACCUUAUCCUCAACCAAAUGUAACACCACGUCCAUCUCCCCCACUCUCCUCCCGCAGCGAAACCUGCGUUUGUAAAAACGAACAGACGCACUCAUUUACCUCCUCCUCCACCACCUCUAACUAUCCCAACCCGAAUCCGGCCUCGGUCGACUUUAACAAACAAUUCACCGGCUUCAAUGGAAACACGAAUUUCGGCAGCUUAACAAAUGCCAUGUCACUGAACCAAAUCCCCGUCGUGCCACAAGCACCUGGCCUGCCCGCCUUCUAUCCACCCGACAAGCUACCCAAGGGUGCUGUGAUCGCGUUCAUGCCAGUGGUUAUCCUGCCCCAGGAAUACUAUACCAACUGCGAGGAGAAUUCUCUACACAUCACUGAAAACAAAUACCAAACUGUUGAUCCUUUCCCGCUGGGCGUGCAGCCUGCUGCCAUACCGAAUGCCUUCAGUGUGCACUCAAUCUUCUCGGGGGAAUCACCGAGGGAUCAAUGCAUGUGCCCAUGCUCCUGCACACAGAACCUGAACAAAUCGUACAAGAAACGUGAAACUAAUGCUGAGGAUGCUGCUGAGGUUAAAGCCGCUGUAGAACCUGUAGCUGAAGCUACCACUGUUGAGGAAAUCAAGGUUGAAGCACCUGUAGAAGUUAAGGCUGAGGCGCCCGUCGAGACCAAGAUUGAGACACCUGUUGCUGAAGCUUCUACUCCCGUUGAGGUCAAGGUUGAAGCACCUGUCACUGGUGAAGAAACCAAGGUUGAGGCUCCAGUUGCUGAAGCUUCCUCUCCUGUGGAAGUCAAAGUUGAAGCACCCGUUGCUGAAGCCAAGGUUGAAGCUCCAGUUGCGGAAGCUUCUUCCCCUGUGGAAGUCAAGAUUGAGGCACCAGUAGCUGAAGUUAAGGCUGAGGCUCCCGUUGCUGAAGCUUCAUCUCCCGUAGAAGUCAAGGUUGAGGCACCCGUUGCCGAAGCUUCCUCGCCUGUGGAGACCAAGGUUGAAGCACUCGUUGCUGAAGCCUCCUCUCCAGUAGAAGUCAAGGUUGAGGCACCCGUAGCUGAAGUUAAGGCUGAGGCUCCCGUUGCUGAAGCUUCAUCUCCCGUAGAAGUCAAGGUUGAGGCACCCGCUGAAGCUAAGGUGGAGACACCAGUCGCUGAAGCCUCUUCCCCUGAGGAAGUUAAGGUUGAAGCACCCGUUGCUGAUGCCAAGAUUGAGGCUCCAGUUGCUGAAGCUUCCUCUCCUGUGGAAGUCAAGGUAGAAGCACCCGUAGCUGAAGCCAAGGUUGAGACUCCCGUCGCUGAAGCUUCCUCCCCUGUGGAAGUCAAGGUCGAGGCACCCGUUGCUGAAGCCAAGGUAGAGUCUCCCGUUGCUGAAGCUUCAUCUCCCGUGGAAGUUAAAGUAGAGGCACCAGCUACUCUGACGACCGAGAACGAAAAAAUCACCGAAUCGACCUCGAACUAGACAACAACAAUUAGGAACUUCUACAUGAAUUGGACGUCUGGACGUCACUGAAACUGAAAACUCUGCUCUAAGCCCUAGAGCAUCCCCCGCUUUCAACCCGAAUCCCAGCACUGCAAGCACCGCUAAUUCCCAACAGCACAUAAUCCCAGCCCGAAGCUCCUCAACUAACCCAGCUAACACAGCUUAGUCAUAAGUGUUUUUAGUAACGAGAAUACUCUCUCAACCAGGAAAGGAAAAUCAGAAAAUGGAAAGUAAAAAAAAAAAAAAACGAAAAAUGUUAGAAAAACAAAAAGAAAA
Molecule: messenger RNA, 3279 nt
Organism: Drosophila albomicans
Lineage: Eukaryota; Metazoa; Arthropoda; Insecta; Diptera; Drosophilidae
Product: collagen alpha-2(IX) chain
Exons: 9
Coding region: 160-2982 (940 amino acids)
Source: RefSeq, a predicted model, not a curated record